CUGUCGGGAGGAGGUUGGCUGCGCGCGCCGAUGAUAUCAUCGCGCCAAUAUGGCCGGACAGUGUCGGCUGUCCGCAACGCGACAGUGAAAGCGGGUCGUCCGGGAGGCGCUCUGGACUGGAGAUAGGUCCGGGAAGAAUAUGUCGGACUAUCUAAGGUCCGCGUUCGGGUAUCUGAACGGCGGCAGCGGUGGCGGCAACGAGUACGUCGGUCAGACGCUGGACAUCAACAAUGUGAGGCUGAGGGUGACGCGACUGAUCGCCGAGGGUGGAUGGGCUCUGGUGUUUGCGGUAGAAGACAUUACUACAGGAAAAGAAUAUGCGCUCAAGAAACUUAUCGCUGUCGACGAGGAUACGAACAAAACCAUUAUACAGGAGAUAGAAACACUUAAGAAACUGUCUGGUCAUCCGAAUAUUAUUCAGUUUUUUUAUGCUCAACGGCUGGAACGGGAGGAUCGUAAGGGAUACGAGUACUUGGUCGUCACUGAAUUAUGUCCUGGUGGUACCAUAGCGGAUAUACUUAGAAAUGUAUCUGCGAAUACGCUGACUCUAGCCCAGGUAUGCAAGGUAGCCUAUCAAGCGACACAAGCGGUGCAUUACAUGCACAGCCAGCAACCGGAACCCUUCGUGCAUCGUGACAUUAAGCUGGAGAACUUUCUAAUCGGAAAAGACGGCCUCGUGAAACUCUGCGACUUUGGUAGCGCGUCGACUCAACAAAUAUUGCCGAACCCAUCAUGGAAUGCUCAAAAACGCGCUACAUUGGAGGAUCAAAUGGCCAAGUAUACAACCCCCAUGUACCGCGCCCCGGAGAUGAUGGACACGUGGAACAAUGAACCUAUAGGGCCACCAGUGGAUUGUUGGGCUUUAGGAUGUAUAUUAUAUUCUUUGAUUACAUUGAGACAUCCGUUCCCUGAAGGUAACAAACUAGCAAUCGUGAAUGGCAAGUAUCCACCAUUACCACCUAAUCCACGGUACGCGUGUCUGAAUGACCUGGUGAAAGGAUGUCUGCAAGUUUCGCCCAUUCAAAGAUCAACGACAGCGCAACUCCUGGAACGUCUGGCAGCGAUUGCCGAGUCGAACAACUUUGAUCCUAGAGAACCACCACAAAUCGAAGUCACCGCGGUCAGGCCGUCGCCACCUCCGCGUCCGACGCCGCCGCCGCCACCGUCGUCGUCGUCAUCGUCAUCAUCGUCAUCGAAUAUGCCACCUCCUCGUCCCUCUCAACCGGCAACGAUGCCGCCACCGAGACCGGCACCUAUGCAGGUGUCCAAAAUUCCGGCGACUCAAGCUACAACGGGCCUAUUCAAUUCACUGAGAGGCGGCGCCGGUAGCAUCCUACGCAACCUGAAGGACACCUCCAGCAAGGUGAUGCACACUGUUCAGCAGAGCAUGGCCAGAACGGAGCUGGAUGCGAGUUACAUGACGUCGCGCAUGCUCGUUAUGCCGUAUCCAGCCGAUGGAAUCGAAUCCGCCUAUCGCGCCAAUCACGUGGAGGAUGUGAGGGCCUUUCUCCAAGCUAGACAUCCACCGCCCGCCAAGAUUCAGCUGUACAAUCUGUCCCGCGGUCGGCCAAACGUCACGAGACUUCCCGGCAGGCACAUCGAUUGUUCGUUUGCCUACGCUACACCAGAAUCGAACGCGCCUAUGCUGUUCGCUCUGUACCAGAUCUGUCAGGAUAUCUAUCAGUAUUUGAACGCCGAUUUCAAUCACGUGGUGGUGCUGUAUUGUACUGAUGGGUACCGAGCGAGCGCCACGGUAGCGUGCACUCUUCUGAUUCACUGCAGAGCUCUGACUACAGCCGAGGAAGCUAUCGCCUUAUUCACGACGCGACGUUGCCAGCCGCCGCAGCUGCAGCCUUCAGAAUUGCGCAGUAUUAAUUAUAUGAGUUUAUUGAGCAGUGGCCGGUUACCACACACCAAGCCUUUGGUGUUCCGUUCCGUUGUCAUACAACCGGUACCGUUAUUCACUAGGGCGAGAGACGGAUGCCGACCUUACAUAGAGAUUUAUAGCAACGGCGCGUUGGUUUUUACAACCAAGAAGGUCAUCUACGAGGAGAUGAAGCUAUUUGGCAUGAUGGAGGGCAAAGUCUGCUUGAUCUUAGGGGACGCGGCCGUACGCGGUGACGUCACUAUAAUAAUACAUCACGCCAGGCAACAGCUGGGUCGCGUGAUCGGUAUUAAAAUCGCCUCGUUGCAUUUUCAUACCGGUUACGUACCCAUCACUGAGAGUGCCUUGACAUUUGAGAAGCAUGACUUGGACGAUGCACCUGAGAUCGGUGGCAAAUUCCGCAUUGUGCUAAACGUCAUGAUAGGUGAGGAGAAUUCAAAGCUAUCGAGAGUGCCGGCGCCAUGGGAGGCGGAAACAUGCAUCAACCUUGUCCCAGAUCCGCUGUUUGGUUCGACGCUAGAGAUGGAGGAGACUCUGGAGAAUUUUAGGACCGCUCCUCACCCGGAAGAGAUUCAGGCACCAUCGAACGAAACUGAUAAUAACAUGAAACAACAUGAAGCGAUACCUCAACAACCGGAAGACCUGAAAGAGGAGGAAGAAGCGAACACGAACGAAGAAAUUAACUUUCAGGAAGCUGAUUUACUGAAUCUGGGCAUGCCGGACAAUACUAAUAGUACCUCAAAUACUCCCGCCAGCACGGCGCCAAAUCCAGGUUUAGAUAUUUUCUCUAGCUCUAGUCAAAAUGAAAAUGAUCUCUUGGGCGGUUUCGGUAUGUCGGCGCCACAUACUGAAACUGCCAACUCUCCCCUGAUUAACAAUAGCGCCUCGGCUGAUUUAUUGUUUGGACACGAUAGCUCGGCGACGAGAAAUAAUAGCACUGCUAACAAUAAUUUGAACAUGAAUGACCUAUUAUUCGGACAGAAUCAGACAAUGUCGAGUAAUGUCAAACAAGUCAAUGAAAUGCUGUUUGACCCGCUGGGUGGAAGUUCCGCGAACAAUCUUCUUGGCGGUUUUGCGGCCGCUAAAAGCCCGAAUGCCGAAGAUAACUUGCCACGAAAUGCUAGCGUGCCGAACUUUGCCGCUCAAGCCAAUAAAGAUCCAUUCGCCAAUCUGGCUAGUUCGUUGGGAGCAGGUCUCACAGGCAGUUGGAAUGGUACGCCGAGGAACUCUAGUACCCCGCAGUCAGCGAGUCCGGCGCCCGCAAGCACGCCGAUUCAUUCUAGCCCGAAUACAAUACAUAGAUCCAACGAUGCAAAUAGCGCAAAUAGCGGUAACACGGAUGCGCUUGGUGCUAAAGCAAAGGAGAAGGCGAGCGGCGACGCGUUCGAGGAUCUCCUUGGCAGUCAGGGAUACAAGUUUUCGCGCAAAGCUGAGAAGGACAGUCCGAAGACAAUAAAUCAGAUGCGAAAGGUGGAAGCUGCUAAGACAAUGGAUCCUGAUAGGUUGAAAAUAGCCGAGUGGACAGAAGGCAAGAAAGGAAAUUUACGAGCUUUACUCUGCACCUUGCACACUGUUCUGUGGCCGGAAGCUGACAGAUGGCAGCGUUGCGAAAUGCAUCAAUUGGUCACAAGCGCGGAUGUCAAGAAAGCGUAUAGAAAAGCCUGUUUAGUUGUGCAUCCAGACAAGCAAACUGGUACUGCGAAUGAGAAUAUAGCGAAGUUGAUUUUUAUGGAGCUGAACAACGCGUGGAGCACAUUCGACAAUGACCCGUCGCAACAAAAUCUAUUUAGCUAAUUUUAAUGACCUGUUAUCGAGAGAACCUGUUUCUGUAAUUAAUUUAGUUCCUAGCGGAAGAGGAGCUAAGAGUAAGCGAGGAUUUUAUCCGUGAGAAAACCGCGUAAUUGCAUUCCGACUACGUUAUUUUAGCUGUAUACAGAGAGAGAGAGAGAGAGAGAGAGAGAGAGAGAGAGAGAAAGUAAGAAAGAGAGAGAGAGAGAGAGAGAGAUAAAUAGAAAGAAAGAGAGAGAGAGAAAGAGAUAAAUAGAAAAAAAGAGGCGAUGAGAGCGGGAUCAGCGAAGCAAUGCUUCGAGAUGUCUCCUUAUUGUUUCCACGCCUUGUAAACCUAGUUAAAAAUUUCAAUUAUGGCGUAUAACUAUAUGUAUAUAAUGCAAAUGUACAUUAAAAAGAAGAUCCCAAAUAUACGAAGCUAUUUUCCGGCCGAAAGAAAGCUUUGUACACUAUUAUCUAUCGUAAAUAUAAAAAUUUCCAGUAGAAAUAUUCUGUUGCUCUCAUCAUUACAAUAUUUAUCUAAUCGGUGAUAAAAAAGAUUGUGAAAUGUAAGAACAAUAUCAUAGAUAUUACAAUAUAAUAC
Camponotus floridanus (Florida carpenter ant) is the source of this 4256-nucleotide messenger RNA. It is a transcript of the gene aux, whose product is annotated as cyclin-G-associated kinase. Gene Ontology annotation, biological process: protein phosphorylation; regulation of clathrin-dependent endocytosis; positive regulation of Notch signaling pathway. NCBI's taxonomy places the organism in Eukaryota, Metazoa, Arthropoda, Insecta, Hymenoptera, Formicidae. The transcript has 7 exons. The coding region runs from base 140 to 3679 and encodes 1179 amino acids. The record is from RefSeq and is a predicted model, not a curated record. Gene Ontology annotation, molecular function: protein serine/threonine kinase activity; AP-2 adaptor complex binding; ATP binding. Gene Ontology annotation, cellular component: cytoplasm.